Messenger RNA from Hippopotamus amphibius kiboko, 1606 nucleotides. RefSeq names its product lysophosphatidylglycerol acyltransferase 1 (gene LPGAT1). The record is from RefSeq and is a predicted model, not a curated record. Gene Ontology annotation, cellular component: endomembrane system. Lineage: Eukaryota; Metazoa; Chordata; Mammalia; Artiodactyla; Hippopotamidae. The transcript is spliced from 9 exons. Gene Ontology annotation, molecular function: acyltransferase activity. Bases 248 to 1525 code for a protein of 425 amino acids.
CAGCCCGGGCGAACGCGGCCGGGCACUGGGGACAGAGUCUCGGCGCCGCCGGGGACCGGGCGCGGGCCGCGCCGCCGCCGGAGCGGGGCUGGGCCCCGCCGCUCCUCCUUCCGCCGGCCAUGCAUUCUUCCGGCUCCUCUGGCUCCCGCUGCCCCGGUCGGGGCCGGGCCAGCCCGAGGCAGCCGCAAGGGGAGUAGGGCGUCCGCGCGCCCGCUCGCGCCGCGCCUCGGCCGCCGCCGCCAAGUCCAUGACCGCGACCCCUCGGCUGGGGACACCCGCCGCCGCCGCCGCCGCCGCCGCCGCCGCGCAGCACCGCGCCCCGGGCCGCCAACCCCCGGCCCCGCCGACCCCCGCGCUCCACCGCCGGCCGCCCGCGCCCGCCGAGAAAGACAGGACAGUGUCCAAUGUGAGAAUGGCUGUGACUUUGGAAGAAGCUCCGUGGCUGGGCUGGAUCUUGGUGAAAGCCCUGAUGAGGUUUGCCUUCAUGGUCGCCAACAACCUGGUUGCUAUUUCAUCCUACGUCUGCUAUAUAAUUGUGCUUCAGCCCCUUCGACUGCUGAACAGUAAGCGGUUCUGGUAUAUUGAAGGAAUCAUGUACAAAUGGCUUUUAGGAAUGGUGGCUUCUUGGGGAUGGUAUGCCGGAUAUACAGUGAUGGAAUGGGGGGAAGAUAUUAAAGCAGUUUCAAAAGAUGAAGCGGUAAUGUUGGUGAAUCAUCAGGCAACAGGAGAUGUGUGUACUCUGAUGAUGUGCCUGCAGGACAAAGGACUGGUUGUUGCUCAGAUGAUGUGGUUGAUGGAUCAUAUUUUUAAGUACACAAACUUUGGAAUAGUUUCUCUAAUUCACGGAGACUUCUUCAUAAGACAGGGAAAAUCUCAUCGUGACCAACAGCUUCUUCUUCUCAAGAAGCACCUAGAAAAUAAUUACAGGAGCAGAGAUCGAAAAUGGAUUGUUCUGUUUCCAGAAGGGGGUUUCCUCAGGAAGAGGCGAGAAACCAGUCAAGCAUUUGCCAAGAAAAAUAGCUUGCCAUUCCUUACACAUGUCACUUUGCCAAGGAUUGGGGCAACAAAAAUUAUUUUGAGUGCACUUGUAGCACGACAGGAAAAUGGAAGUCCAGCAGGAGGAGAUGCCAAGGAAUUAGACAGCAAAUCAGAAGGCCUCCAGUGGAUAAUAGAUACAACCAUAGCUUAUCCCAAAGCUGAACCCAUAGAUAUUCAAACCUGGAUCCUUGGAUACAGGAAACCAGUAGUCACACAUGUACAUUACAGGAUCUUUCCAAUUAAAGAUGUACCCCUGGAGACUGAUGACCUUGCUGACUGGCUCUAUCAGCGUUUUAUUGAAAAAGAGGACCUCUUAUCGCAUUUUUAUGAGACAGGGGCUUUUCCACCUCCCAAUGGCCAUAAGGAAGCUGUUUCCAGGGAGAUGACCCUCAGCAAUAUGUGGCUAUUUCUCAUCCAGUCUUUUGCAUUUUUGUCAGGCUACAUGUGGUACAACAUCUUUCAGUAUUUUUACCAUUGCCUGUUUUAGGAAUUGACUUGGACUUGUCAAGGUCACCAUAGGAGCUUGGACUUUCAUAAGCGUGCAUUAUUUUACAUGUGCAAAUCAGAA